AAAAACCUAUCUUAUCUUAAAACGCGUGUGCAAAAGAGGUUGGGCUUAGAAUAUUCUUAAAAACAGAGGCAAUAAACAGAACUCUGCAUUGAUGGCUUCAGCAAACCCCCUGCCAUCAGAUCUUCUAAAAUCCUUGAAGGAGCAACGCAGCCAGCAGGAAAUCAUCAACAGAACUACAAUGAGUCAGGACAUUCGCAUAGUUUUGGUCGGCAAAACAGGAGUUGGCAAGAGUGCUACAGGAAAUACCAUUCUUGGUGAGAGGAUAUUUUUGUCAGAGCCAAGAGGUACAUCAAUCACUAAAGAGUGUGCAUUUGAAUCUCGGAUGAUAAACAGAAAGCAGAUCUGUGUCGUGGACACUCCUGGUCUACAUGACACAAAUCUGUCCAAUGAAGAAGUCUUAGAUGAGAUUGUGAAUUGCAUCAGACUUGCAGCUCCAGGUCCUCAUGUCUUUCUUCUUGUAAUUGCCAUUGGGCGCUUCACUAAAGAAGAGAGAAACACUGUUGGAUUGAUUCACACAGCCUUUGGCCAAGAAGUGCUCAGACACAUGAUGGUCUUGUUCACCAGGGCAGAUGAUCUUGAAGACAGGACAAUUGAAGAUUACAUAGCGGAGGCACCAGAACUAAAAAAAGUGAUAGAUUCAUGCAAAGGGAAAUACCAUAUAUUCAACAAUAGAGAGAAGUCUAACCGUACCCAAGUUGAUGAGCUCAUUAGGAAGAUUGUAGUCAUGAUAAAACAGAAUCAUAACAGCUACUACAGCCACCACAUGUUUAAAAUGGCAAAUGAACUCAAUAAUGCUAGGAGAACCAUGAAGGAAAAGGACCAAAUUAUUGCUGACCUUAAAAAGGAAAUAAUGGCUUUACAAAAAGAAACAGAUAAGUCAUCUUGCAGCAUACUAUAGCAUGCUUGAGUAUUUGAUGCCAGCAUUUCAUACAAAUUUAUAAACGGGGCAUUACAAAAUUCACAAGAAGAUAAACAUUAAAAUAAUGGUAAAUUCUAACAAUUGUUUAAAUGUUUUUAUUAAUCUUUUUGUUUUUCUUUUUGAUUUUUUAAAAGCAUAUAUGUAUCCUUUAUGUACUAUUUUAUUUGCCUGACUAAAAAUGUACAUAUAAUUUGCUUAAUCCCUGUAGGAAUUAGGUUGGGCAUAGAAGUUUACAGACUAAAUUUUUGCCUUUUUUUUAGUUUUUAACACAGUAACCAUUAUCCUUUUAUGUAAGUUUCUAGAAUUAUUAUUAUUAGCCUACUACCGCCACCACAACAUUCAUGUGUUUUAUUAGAGUGGCUAGAAAAAAAUAAAAAUAAAGUCAAUGUGUUUUAGUUGACUCUUUUGUGAGUCUUUUUACAGCUUUUCAUUACACUCCACCCUUACCGUUUUCCUUUAACUGCACCUGCACAUACAGUACAUGCAUAUGCACAUAUACACUGUAUACAGAAUGCAUGUAUGUACAACUGAUUAAUUUUGCACAAUCAAUACUGAACUUGAACUUGACUUGAGCUGUAUAAUGAUAUUAUUAACUUGUAAGAGCUGCUUUACAGCAGAAUUUGAAUUUGUUACUAUUGUAAAGCUGCUGUGAAACAAUCUAUAUUGUACAGUAUGAAGUGUU
This is a messenger RNA of Carassius auratus (goldfish), 1601 nucleotides long. RefSeq names its product GTPase IMAP family member 4. Gene Ontology annotation, molecular function: GTP binding. The transcript has 2 exons. The coding region runs from base 92 to 898 and encodes 268 amino acids. Lineage: Eukaryota; Metazoa; Chordata; Actinopteri; Cypriniformes; Cyprinidae. The record is from RefSeq and is a predicted model, not a curated record.